GAUGGCGCUAGAGAUAAAAGCAAAAUGGAUGUCGUGAGAGAAAAAGAGCAGCUGCUGUCAAUAAAAGUAAUGAGGCUAACAAAGCCUUCAUUUGUCUCAAACAUUCCUAUUCUAUGUGAGAGCAGAGAUCUACCUGGAAAUGUCUCAUCUGAGUGUAAGCCAGCAGACUUUUAUUCCAGUCGUGGAGCUGUGUCUGGUCUCCCUGGUUUCACCAUGGGAGAAAUUCUUACUCUUCCACAGAACUUUGGGAGCAUAUAUUUAGGUGAAACAUUCUCCUGCUUUGUGAGUGUGCAUAAUGACAGCCUACAAAACAGCCAGGAUAUCCAUGUGAAGACUGAUUUACAGACUAGCUCUCAGAGAUUGACCCUGUCUGGAGGGUCGACCCCACCCUCCCCUAACCUUGCCCCAGGGGCAUGCAUUGAUCAGGUCAUUCAUCAUGAGGUCAAAGAAUUAGGCACUCACAUAUUGGUGUGUGCUGUCAGUUACACCUCUCCAUCUGGCGAGACACUGAGUUUUAGGAAAUUCUACAAAUUCCAGGUUUUGAAGCCUCUUGAUGUGAAGACAAAGUUUUACAAUGCAGAGUACUCUCUCAGAAUGAGAGCCACGGGAGGAUAUCAGGAUCAUGUUUCGGAUGAGGUCUACCUGGAGGCACAGAUUCAGAACAUCACUCAAUCUCCUAUGUGUAUGGAGAAGGUCGCCCUAGAACCAACAGCAGAUUACAUGGUAGAAGAACUCAAUUCAACUCAGACAGAGGCUACUUCAAAGAAGCUAAUCUUUGGUGACUUUACCUACUUGAAUCCCAUGGACACCAGGCAGUAUCUCUACUGUCUCAAGGCCAAGACUCAGGCCGGAGCUGACCGCCCAUCCCUCAUCAAGGGUGUGUCCAGCAUCGGUAAGCUGGACAUCGUCUGGAAGACCACGUUGGGUGAGAAGGGACGUCUUCAGACCAGUCAACUACAGAGAAUGGCACCCGGUUAUGGAGACCUGAAGCUGAGCAUUGCUCAGAUACCAGAUAGCGUACCUCUAGAAAAACCAUUCCAGCUCACCUGUAGAGUCACAAGUUGCUGUGAGAGGACAAUGGAUCUAAAGCUCAUUCUGAACAACACCACAGGUGUGGUCUGGCUAGGUAUCUCUGGUAAACAGCUCGGUAAGCUGGGACCAAACACCAGUAUGGACAUCAAACUGCAACUCAUUCCAACCAUCCCAGGAUUACAGAGCAUAUCUGGCAUGAGACUAAUCGACUUGUAUCUGAAGAGGACCUACGAACAUGAUGACAUAGCACAGGUCUUCGUCUACACAGAGCAGGAUGGGCCCGUUAAGAAUAUCUGAUUAGUACUCACAACAGCGGACUGUAUUUAUUAUGUAAAGAUAGAAACCAUGUAUGACCCUUUUGUGAAAAAUGGCAGCCAUGUUGGGAUUAUAACUCCUUGUAUCUUCAUCACGCAGUCUUGUUAAAAUUUGUUCAGAAUCUUGGCAGAUGUUGGUUAAGUACACACCGGAGUCUUCACAUGCUUUCACACUGUCAUCACAU
Molecule: messenger RNA, 1531 nt
Organism: Strongylocentrotus purpuratus (purple sea urchin)
Lineage: Eukaryota; Metazoa; Echinodermata; Echinoidea; Camarodonta; Strongylocentrotidae
Gene: trappc13
Product: trafficking protein particle complex subunit 13
Exons: 14
Coding region: 25-1329 (434 amino acids)
Cellular component (GO): TRAPPIII protein complex
Source: RefSeq, a predicted model, not a curated record